GAGCUUGCCAAAUACUUUGAUAAGGAGGCCGACAACCUCGAAAAGUUACAGCAGUAUAAAUCGCCACAUUUGAUCAAGCCAGUCGCUGCCUAUCAGAUCAGGGAAGAGCGGUGCUUGAUCUUCCCUUGGGCGGACGGGGGCAAUCUGGGCAAUUACUGGGAGAAUCACGGGCGAAAGUCUCGUGAAUCGCAGAGCCUCCAAUGGAUCAUGCUCCAGUUCGUCGGAAUCUGUUCUGCCCUCGAAGAACUUCACGAUAGUAAUUGCCGACAUGGAGACUUGAAGCCUGAAAAUAUUCUCUGGUUUAAGGACGAUAAUGAUAUGGGGACAUUACAAAUUGCCGACCUGGGCCUCGCGGCAUUCCACGAAAAAGACGCUCACACAAAUGUGCGGUUAGGGAAGGACAAACACACCUCGACACCAUCGGGUACAUCUCGCUACGAGCCUCCAGAGAUGGACAAGGAGCGAGAAAAGCGGGCCGGCCAAGAGGCUCGAUCGCGUCAAUACGACAUCUGGUCAAUGGGAUGCAUCGUGCUCGAGCUACUAAUUUGGCUUACCUACGGUUACCAAGCUGUGGAAUCAUUCAGAAAGAAUACUGAUUAUUUCUGGGAGCUUCAAGAGCAAAGCCGGUAUGUUGUCCACCAUUACGUGACCUCACGCAUGAGUAUUAUGGACACGCAACUGCAGGACAACACGGCUUACAAGGAGCUUUUACACCUCGUGCGGACCAGGCUUCUCGUUGUGAAAGUGUCACAGACUUACGAAAGCCAACCGGAAUUUCGGGAGAUUGCGAAGGUGCUCUUUACAAGCAUCAGGAAAAUUCAGGAAAAAUGUCAAUCCAAACCAUCCUAUCUUACCCCUGUGGGCCUGGCAACACCACCUCGAAGAGAUGUACCCAGGGCCCCGCAGACUUCACUCUCUUCUCACAUCUCUGACCCAGAAGAAGAUGCCGGUCCUCGGAUUUUAGUCAGUGAUCACUCUUCCACUAGCGUUCAGGUAUAUUUCACUAACCUUUCUCUCCUACAUAGAACAACCAAACCGCUCGUUGACGUUUGGGAGUCCAUUCCAGAUAACAAUUUUGCUGCCGAAUUAUUCAGAUUGAUUAAAUGGGAUGGAGUAAAACCACGUCGAAAAAAACGUGGUGUCUUCUUAUGCUCUAGAUGCAAAGCCAUUGACUCUACACAGCUAUUUGACACGAAAUGUGACCUUUCAAAGCUUGAGCGAACAAUCUGCGAUUUGUGUGUGCUACUGUCUGAGGCCUUGGAGCGAGAGAAGAUUACUGGAGUUGUUACAUUACGUCAAAAUGGUGCUAUCGUAGGGGUCGAAAACGGUCCAAAUCUGCUCUCGAUAUAUGUCGAUCCAGGCCCGAAUAUCCCACCAGGAGCACAACUCGGUUUGCCAAGCCUCUUGGAACAAGGCAGCGUGGAACAGUUCACGCUAUUGAAUGAAUGGAUCAGAGUCUGUGACUCGACGCAUGAUAAGUGUCGUCGCGACAAUGCAGGAGACAUCUUAACGAUGCCGACGCGCCUCAUAGAGGUUGGUGAGCCCGUCCGUCUAGUGGAUUCCGCCUCAAUCAAAACCUCUCCAUAUGUAGCUCUUAGCCACUGUUGGGGUCCGCUCAAAGACAAUGAAAAGUUCUGCACUUCCAAGCGCAACAUCGAACAGCUUAAAUCAUGUAUCCCUCUUCACAGCCUCCCUCGUACGUUCCGGGACACAGUCACUAUAACACGAGGGCUCCGCAUCAAGUAUAUCUGGAUCGACUCGUUGUGUAUCAUCCAGGACGACGACGAUGACUGGGAACGCGAGUCGGGCAAAAUGGAGCGAGUUUUCAGUGAUGCGUACUGCACUAUCGGAGCCAGUUCAGGCAGGUCCUCUCUUGAGGGAUUCCUUGCGGACCGUACACCCCGGGAUUACGUGCAGCUGCAGACGCAAAGCGCCGGGGCACUCUACGUGUGCCCUGCUAUCGACGACUUUCAUCGCCACGUCGAGCUUGGAGAGCUCAACCGCCGUGGAUGGGUGUUGCAGGAGAGGGCGCUGUCGCGUCGCUCCAUAUACUUUACAUCCACGCAGGUGUACUGGGAGUGCGGAAAGGGGGUACAGUGCGAGACUUUGGCCCGUCUUUACAACUCCAAAGCCGCCUUGCUCGGCGACGCCAAUUUCCCGAAUUCCGCCCUGGAGUACUACCGGGACGGGAGGCAGGUGCUGAUCCAGGACCUCUAUGAACGGUACUCUGGGCUGGCGUUCACGAAGCCGUCGGACCGACCGGUGGCGAUCCUGGGACUCCAGGAGCGGUUGGCAAGGGCAUUCCGGACACAAGCCGCAUACGGAUGCUUUGCAGUGUACUUCGCGCGUGGCAUCCUCUGGACGCGCCGCGAUGACAAGCGCAUGACGCGCAUUAUUCUACCAGCUGGCCGUCGCGUUCCGAGUUGGUCGUGGAUCUCCAAAGAAGGUCCCAUCAAAUACAUGGAGUUGAAGUUCAAAGAGAUCGACUGGGCGACCACGGUGGACUUCGAGAACCCAUUUACUCGCGAGCUUGCCGCAGAGCCCGAGCAGUCUUCAGGAUUGGGCGUUGGCGGAGAAUUGGGGACUUUACGUGGACUAGCAAGGAGAAUCCAGAUGACAAAGUGGGAGGUCUUAAACUAUAUAAUUUUUGACGAGGAGGGGCCGCCCGAUUACGAGGAUCUCCGGUGUGUUGUCAUUGGGCGGGACAAGGUCGAAAAUGGCGAGGAUAAUCCCAAGCAUCAUGCGCUUAUUAUUCUACAGGUUAGAAGUGUUCUGGGGGUAGACAUUUAUGAGAGGGUAGGAGUAGCAUCCUUGAAACCGGAACAUGUGGAAAGUGGAGGGGCGUGGGUUAGAAUUAUGUAA
This is a messenger RNA of Hyaloscypha bicolor E, 2862 nucleotides long. Its product is annotated as HET-domain-containing protein. Gene Ontology annotation, biological process: protein phosphorylation. The annotation marks the transcript as partial. The transcript is spliced from 6 exons. Gene Ontology annotation, molecular function: protein kinase activity; ATP binding. The record is from RefSeq and is a predicted model, not a curated record. NCBI's taxonomy places the organism in Eukaryota, Fungi, Ascomycota, Leotiomycetes, Helotiales, Hyaloscyphaceae.